Messenger RNA from Closterium sp. NIES-67, 1324 nucleotides. The record is from the annotation of a GenBank genome assembly. Lineage: Eukaryota; Viridiplantae; Streptophyta; Zygnematophyceae; Desmidiales; Closteriaceae.
GGGACGGGAAACUCAAAUCCAGAGAAGAAGAGCCACGCAACAUAAAUCACAACUAGCACGAGUCACGCGAUCCAGCCAAAAUUAGACCAAUUCGCACGAUCCAGACAUUUAGUACGAGUCGCGCGAUCAUGAGUCUCCAGCUCGUGCAGAAUUACGACUCCGACGAAGACGAGGAACGUUUUAAGCGCGCCGCGUUCGCACACGACGGCGACUUGUCGAAUUCUUCGGCAAGCGACGCGGAAGUUUCGGACGAUUACGACGAGGCUUCGGAGAAAGCAGCAGAGCCGGAAAAAGGGGAAGAUAUCGAGGGUAAUGGCGGGAAGGAAAGGGCGAGAGGAGCGCUGACGGCCGGUAGGAGUGACGCUGGAGCGUUGACGGCCGGUAGGAUUGGCGGAGUGAGACGGACGGCUGCCGGAUUCCUGCCGGAGAAAGGCCCCUCGGGGUUGCCGUCCGCUGCAGCAGCUUUCGAAGCGGUAGAGGGACCACCGUCCUUCCUUGCGCCAACAGCAUUAGCCCACCACAUGCACAUACCACGCGCUGACAAGCUCGUCGCCAUGGGCUCGGCCAAUGAGGACAUGCCACGUGGCAUUGUGUCUGUGGCUGGGGCGGCUGCGGCUGCUCCUGCGGCUGUUGUGUUCAGAGAGAGGCGGGCAGGAGGCGUCGGUGGUGGGGCCCGUGAGAUCGUCGCAGCGCCCGUGAGAAAUCCAAACGCCACUUCCCCUGCUGCUGCUGCAGAGGAGGAGGGGAGUACUCAGGCAUCCGAGGGAGCUAACGCGGCAAAUGGGAAUGCGCCAGGUGGCAGGAAGGCAGUGGGCGUGUCCAUGCCACCUAAAGCCGAUGCGGCUGAUUUGCUCAGGAUCUGCCCUACCUGCCAAGUGCCCAAAACGUUUUCUUCGGGGCAGGGCGUGGUCUGCCCAAUUUGCCGCGAUAAGCCAGCAGGAGGCGCUGAUGUGGAAGUGGGCAGAGAGAAAGCGAAGAAACGGGAAGGGGAUAGUAAGGUGAAGGAUAAGGAGAAAAUCAAGCGAAUGAAGGGCCAAUCAUCGCACGCCACGUGGAAGAGUGAGACAGAGAUGCAGUUGAGGCAGACGUAUGACUGACGGAGUACGACAGUAUGUGUGGAAGGAAAAUCUGUGGAACACUCAUGCUAACCAGCUCUGCAACUCAAUGUGGUUCGUUUUGUAUGAGUUGAACCAGGCAUCACCUGAUUUGUGCAUUCUUAGUGCUUCGCUGCUGCUUGAUUUGUUGUGUAGAAGUUAUCAGGUCAAACUGGAAAUCUCAACCUGUUGUGUACAUUGUGGGUGGAGAAUAUACAUAUAUAUAUAUA